AUGAUUCUACAAGAUCGCUUAGACGCGGAGAUCAUUCCGCCUGUAAGAACAGCGAUAAUGUUGAAUGGUACUCAUCACAUAUUGACACAUGGUGUCCUAGCCCGAGAUCGCGGCCUCUGGUACACGGGCAACGCGCUGAUCCGUGGAGAGAUCGAAGGACUCAGCACCCCGAUCCCGACGCGGAUACUGACCCAACUAGGUAUCGAUUACUAUUACAUGGACAAGGUCAUCGCAACUCUUUCGCGAGAAUCACAUAGGGCUCUAGGUGUCCGGCCUGUCCCUAAAAACGCUAUCUAUUAUAUGAGGUUUGAAACGGUGUUAGAAUCGUUCCAGAGACUCAAAGAUAGCCGUAUGAACCCUAUACAAUUUGAAUGGCUGCAAAACUUGUUGUUGGAUCACAAGACAUUUAGGGCCAUUCUAGAAAGAUUCCCAAGUCUCCAGUCGCGAGACAAUUCGCAUUUCAAGCUGAUGCCAAAUAUCAAGAUAUUGUACAUUGGGUUUUCGAGACGCUGGAGUGAGAUUGUGCUCGUCGAGGGCACGAAUAUAGAAGAUGUCCUCAUUACCGUCAAGCGAGAUGAUACGGUCAGUGACGAAUUAAUGUUCUCAGUAGGUCGGACCAUAGCUGAUCUCGUGGAGCUGCAAGAUGGGCUUAUGGCCAUUAUUAAGAAGGGGCUCCGAGAGAGCAUCGCGGAUGUCGAAGCACUCCAGGAUAAUCCGAGCAUCUAG
Truncatella angustata is the source of this 726-nucleotide messenger RNA. RefSeq lists its product as uncharacterized. The transcript has a single exon. NCBI's taxonomy places the organism in Eukaryota, Fungi, Ascomycota, Sordariomycetes, Amphisphaeriales, Sporocadaceae. The record is from RefSeq and is a predicted model, not a curated record. Bases 1 to 726 code for a protein of 241 amino acids.